GCGAUGCGGGGGAAAGGGAAGGGGGACCGAUUUAACGCGGAGCAGAGGCAGGCAGCAGGCUCUGCGCACAGCAGCACACGCAUGCACUGGAUCUCGGGGGCAGAAAGCAGCGCGCCAUUGGAAUUAAUAUAAGGGGAAACGCAGCGCAGCCACGGUUGUCCAGGACGGAGCUAAACAUGUGCAGGCACUGAAGAAGAGGAAGGCGAGGGAGUAGUCGGCACCAUGGGUGACGGAGGAGCCCUGCGUACGGAAGGGAAUGCCCUGCUGAAGGCUGUGUUCCAGGGCAAGCUUCGGCUUGCGCGUCUGCUGCUGGAGGGGGGAGCGUACAUCAACGAAGGCAACGAGCGAGGGGAGACACCCAUUGUAGCAGCUUGCCUGGCUGGGUAUGAUGACCCACACACUCGUCAGAAGAUGGUGCGGUAUCUACUAGAAAAAGGUGCUGACCCGAAUAUCCCUGAUAAAUCAGGGAGGACUGCCUUGAUGCAUGCAUGUGCAGAGCGUGCAGGCAAAGAUGUGGUGUCAUUGUUGCUGGAGAACGGAGCAGACCCAAGUCUUAAAGACUACUCUGGGUCCUCAGCUCUGAUGCAUGCCAUCAACAGAGGUGACAGAGAAACACUACAGAUUCUUCUAGAUGCCUGCAAAGCCAAAGGCAAGGAGGUGAUCAUCAUUACCACAGACACCUCCCCUUCGGGCACCAAGAAGACAAAGCAGUACCUGAACUCUCCACCUUCUCCAGGCGUGGUGGAUAAACUCUCGCCUGCCUGCAUGUCCCCAUCAGAAGUCGAGAUCCGCACUUCAAGCUCCCCCGCUGGAGAGGAGGAGGACGGCAUCUUCAGUUUUGCUCUCACCUCUGCCCUACCACUACCUUCCAACAGACCACCAGGUGAGAGGAGACCACCACCACGUAAACUUCUCAAAAGGCUGAACUCAGAGCCCUGGGGCUUGGUGGCUCCGAGCGUACUGGCUGAGAGAGGAGAGCGAGUGGAGGGCGACCUAGCAGAGGAGGAGAAGGUUACAUCCGAGAUGAAUGGCCUGUCAAUCUCUGGUCCAGGCAGACCCCUGCUCUCACGCAGACACAGCAUUGAGACACAUGACCCCUGUUCCCCAAAGCUGAUCGAUCGCUCCUGUUCUGAAGACUGUGCGGCUCUAUGUGGCUCCUCCUGGGCAGAUAAAGUCCAGCAGCAUCAGUCACUGUACCGCAGGAACACAGCACCCGAGUCACAAGAGAACGCCAGCCACCCUCCAGGGGGCACCCGUACUUUGCCUCACCCUAAACUCACCCGCAUGGAGCACUACGAGUCAGACACACACCUGUGCCCUGAGUCCAUCCCUGGAUCUCCAGACUCUGGCCGUGUGUCCGUGGAGCGCCGCAAGUACAACGCUUCACCAUUGUCAUUGCUCACCAGCUCCUCCCGAGAAUCACUGGAGAGUAUCCCCAAUUCUGUGUCUCCCAUCACUAUGAGGAGGAGGCCCCCGGGCCUGCUAGAGCGCAGAGGCUCAGGCACGCUUCUCUUGGACCACAUCUCGCAUACACGGCCUGGAUUCCUCCCCCCACUCAAUGUCAACCCCCAGCGGCCCAUACCAGACAUCCGGGCCAAUGGAAAGCCCACCUCACCUGUGCACUCCGGCACCAAGAUACUGCUACCUGUAGCCCCCUCAUCACCAAAGCGUGGACUGGACUUCAAGAUGAAAAAGAAGCUGUUGAGGAGGCACUCCAUGCAGACGGAGCAGAUGAAGCAGCUCUCCACCUUUCAGGAGAUCCUGGCAGAGAAAGUUAUGGAGGUCAAUGGAGACUGAAGCUUAUGGGAGAGUGUGAGAGAUAUAUAACCUAAAUACAGAGAGAGAAAUUCACCUCAAAAUCAGAUCACAAGACAUUGACAAAUCAAAAAUGCAUAAACAAUAAUCUUAAAUCGGACAAUGCAAUUUAUAAUGCUAAUGCUUAAAAUCAAUGACACUGAACAGCCGACAAUUGGCAUUAUUCAAAUGAUAUGCUAAUUCAUAUGGCUACUAGCUUCCAUUCAUUGCUUGCCACAUUAACAUAUUCCUUU
Molecule: messenger RNA, 2048 nt
Organism: Colossoma macropomum (tambaqui)
Lineage: Eukaryota; Metazoa; Chordata; Actinopteri; Characiformes; Serrasalmidae
Product: ankyrin repeat domain-containing protein 34A
Exons: 2
Coding region: 223-1797 (524 amino acids)
Molecular function (GO): protein binding
Source: RefSeq, a predicted model, not a curated record